CCCGCUUCUCUGCUGCUUUCCCCCGGGUCUUUUCUACCCUUGUUGGACAGGUCUGAGUAAGCUAUACGAGACCCUCUCCAUACUUCAGCAUCACUCACUCCCUACUUCAUCCACAUACCUCACAAUAUACCCGACCCCACACACAGACAGUCAAUCAAAAUGAACCCCCCUCUUCCCUCCCUCACUCCAACCUGGCACAAUGACACCUACCCCUCCAUCUCUCCCUCGCGCCCGGAACUAACUGCCGCGGGAAAGACCAUCAUCAUCACCGGCGCAGGCGGCAGCAUCGGCCGCGCAACCGCCCUCUCCUUCUGUCGCGCUGGCGCCAGCAAGAUCAUCCUCGUCGGUCGAAACGAAUCCAACCUCAAAGCCACCCAAGAUGCUCUCACCUGCGACAGCUCCGUCCACGCUCUCGGUGUCACAGACGAGUCGGGCCUUGCCGAACUGGCUGCUACAAUCGGACCCUGGGAUAUCCUUAUCCUAGGCGCAGGAUACCUCUCUGGUCCAUCAUCCAUUGCAUCGUCGGUUCCUGAGGACUGGUGGUUAAGUUUCGAGACAAACGUCAAAGGCGCUUACCUCCCCAUCAAACACCUCCUCCCCACCGCCAACACCACCCACGCCACCAUCAUCGCCAUCACCGCCGCAACAACCUUCCCGGCGACUAUGGUCCCGGGUCUCUCUGCGUAUUUGAGUUCGAAGCUCGCUCUGCACAAGGUGCUUGAAUUUGUUGCGGCUGAGAAUCAGACUGUCUUUGCGGCGGCGUUGCAUCCGGGGAUGAUUGAGACGGAUGUGUUUAAGAAGAGUGGGGGUGAUAAGGAGAAGUUGCCUAUGGAUUCGGUGAACCUCCCAGCGGACUUCACGGUCUGGCUGGCGAGUCCCGAGGCCGCAUUCCUAAAUGGCAGACAGGUGUGGGCGAAUUGGGAUGUGGAGGAGUUGAAGGCCAAGGGGGAGGAGAUAAAGAAUGGGAUGGAGUUGAUGGCGGGGGUUUAUGGAUGGCCGUUUCAUGCCUGACCGGUACCGUAUGAAGCCUAAUUUAUGAGGACGGGAUACUCAGAUUGUAUUGUUUAUUCAACGCAUCCAACUCUCGCU
This is a messenger RNA of Aspergillus sclerotioniger CBS 115572, 1089 nucleotides long. RefSeq names its product SDR family NAD(P)-dependent oxidoreductase. Lineage: Eukaryota; Fungi; Ascomycota; Eurotiomycetes; Eurotiales; Aspergillaceae. Gene Ontology annotation, cellular component: cytosol. The record is from RefSeq and is a predicted model, not a curated record. The transcript has 4 exons. Gene Ontology annotation, molecular function: oxidoreductase activity. Bases 160 to 1011 code for a protein of 283 amino acids.